Messenger RNA from Thalassophryne amazonica, 608 nucleotides. RefSeq names its product guanosine-3',5'-bis(diphosphate) 3'-pyrophosphohydrolase MESH1-like. Gene Ontology annotation, molecular function: guanosine-3',5'-bis(diphosphate) 3'-diphosphatase activity. The record is from RefSeq and is a predicted model, not a curated record. Lineage: Eukaryota; Metazoa; Chordata; Actinopteri; Batrachoidiformes; Batrachoididae.
AUGCUUUCCCCACAAUGCACUCAGAUUUUUGGCACAAAAAUCAGCACGCAACAGUUUCGGUGUAAUUCAGUGACUACUGAGGAGAAAGACAAGUACUUUGUCCUCUCCCUGCUGGAAGCCAAACAGCACCGAGUCGCGAGAAUCCUCAGCCAUGAAGGAGGAAUCACAGACAUUGAGGUUUUGCAAGCUGCUCUGCUUCACGACACAGUGGAGGACACGGACACCACACCAACAGAACUGGUCCAUGUUGGGCUCACUGUGACUCGCAUCGUGUGUGAGGUGACAGACGACAAAACGUUGCCCAAGGAGAGGAAGCGCCUGCAGGUGGAACAUGCUGCUCAGUGUAGCGAAGCCAAACUGGUCAAAUUGGCCGACAAACUAUACAAUCUGAGGGACUUGAACCGCUGCACACCUGUCGGUUGGACAUCUGAGCGAGUCCAGGAGUAUUUUGUUUGGGCCUGUGAGGUGGUGAAAGGUCUGAAAGGAACCAACUCGGUUUUGGAAGAGAAGCUGGAAGAGUUGUUCAGAGAGAGGGGGGUGCAGCUCUGAAAGCCAAAUCUUUGGCAAAUGCAUUGUUUAUUCAUCAAUAAAUCACAUUUCUGUCAAUA